AUGCAUACUCUGGCAAACACCGCUUCGUCGUCGCUGUCUCUCCCAGCGGACAAUUACAUCUACUCUAUUGCGGCCUCCGCGCCGGGCUCAUUUGCCGCCAUCUCCUCGGAUGAUUCGUUGCGCGUGUUUGAUGCCGCCAACCUCGAGCGCGUGUCUGUGGUCUCACCCAAGACCCAUGAUGGCGGCGUCACAGCUCUCCGGUCCUGUGUGGCCGGGGGUCCCCAGCUGUUGGUAACCGGAGGCCGGGAUGGAAAGGUGAGGCUCUGGGAUGCUCGGGCCGGAAAUGGAUCAGCAGUGGCUGAGAUGGAGACCGCGAAACAUGCCCCCGUGCUCUCGGUGGCCUGCAGCCCGGAGACCAGCACCGUUGUCGCGGGUACAGAACUGACCUCAUCGCAAGCGGUCGUGGCAUUCUGGGAUAUCAGAUCGCCCAGCGAAUUCCGCUUCCAGUACGUGGAGAGCCAUAAUGACGACAUCACAGAGUCUGGAUUCUGGAUGUACAUAGCGGGAACUAAUAUGAUCGGCACGAUGCAUUUUGCCGGGGAUGCACAGCUUCAGUAUCACCCGAGCCGCAGCAAUAUCUUACUCUCCGGCAGCACGGACGGGCUGGUCAAUGUCUACGAUACGACCGUGACAGACGAGGACGAGGCCCUGGUCCAGGUCAUCAACCAUGGCUCGGUACAUCAUGCCGGCUUCCUGUCCGAGCGCACCAUCUACGCCCUGAGUCACGACGAGGUCUUCUCUGUGCACCCCGCCACCGACCCGGACGAGCCCACGCAGGAGCCCGAGCCCGUGCAAUUCGGUGACGUGCGCGAGUCGCUGGCCUGCGAGUAUGUCGCCCAGCUCUGCAUUGGUAGCCAGGGGCCGUACAUUGCCGCCGGAAACAAGAUUGACAACCGACUGGAUCUGGUCCCCCUGGUCUCGAGCCCGACAUGGCAGUUCGACCAGGAUAACCUCUGGCGACUACCCGGCGCCCACGGCGAGGAGAUUGUGCGCUCGGUAUAUCUGGACGAGCAGAGUCGAUCCGUUUUCACCUGCGGCGAAGACGGAUAUGUACGCGCAUGGAAACCCACCGACGAGCAAGGGGAGACUCAAGCCCAGACUGGAUCUGCGUCUGCAAAGUCGUCGCGCCCCAAGGAAAAGAAGAAAGACCGGUUUAAACCGUACUGA
Messenger RNA from Penicillium alfredii, 1167 nucleotides. RefSeq names its product WD40 repeat domain-containing protein. NCBI's taxonomy places the organism in Eukaryota, Fungi, Ascomycota, Eurotiomycetes, Eurotiales, Aspergillaceae. The record is from RefSeq and is a predicted model, not a curated record. The transcript has 6 exons. The coding region runs from base 1 to 1167 and encodes 388 amino acids. Gene Ontology annotation, molecular function: protein binding.